AUGGAGAUCAGCAUGGAGAUGGACACCACCAAUCGGCCCGAUGAGUGGAUAAUCGAGCAGGGCAUGGCGGGCCACAAGCUGCCUAUCCUCGAUCAAAGUGGUAGCGAUACCAUCAACUUGUAUCCUCCCAACCCGACAAAGUUGAUGAAGGAUGAAGAGGCGAUUCGUUCCGUCGGCGAUCGCGAUAAACUGUUCGCCCGAGAGCGACCUGGUUGGAAAGGGUAUGUCGAGUGGGAAAACUAUCCCGAAAAGAAGGCCAAGGCCCACAAGCUCCUGACCUCUCAGACCUUCCCGGCCUGCCCUGACUUUAUGUUUGGGCCCAUUCCACCAACCAACCCCGUGCUGUCCGGUGAUGACUUCAAGGCCUGGCAUGCGGCUAUUGGUGGAGAAAUGACCACCGUUGCCGAUGACUCCUGGAGAACGGUCCUGCGCGAGAAGCACCCCGAUAUGCUGCACCUUCUUCAGUUCCCCUACAACGGAGAACCUCCCAAGCGUCUGGUUACCUCCAAGGCAAUCACGCCCAACCCACUCCAUUUCGUACGAAACCAUGGUGGUAUUCCGUACAUCGAAAAGGACAAGUUUGAACUGUCGCUGGACGGUCUGGUCGCGCAUCCGAAGACAUACACCUUGGAUGACCUCAUGGAUGAGAGCAGAUUCCCUCGUAUGGAGAAGACUGUCACCAUGCAAUGCUCAGGAACCCGUCGUAUUGAGCAGAUUGCUCUUUAUGGCGGACAGGGCGACGAGGUCCCUCAGGCCCCUUGGGCCGAGGGCGCUAUUGGCACUGCUCGAUAUGUCGGCAUCAGCUUGAAGAAGCUGAUCAAAGACUGCGGAGGUCUGAUCAAGCCGGCCAAGCACCUUGAACUGUACGGUGCUGAGACAUACGUCAAGGACCUGGAAGUUGGCAACUAUGUUGUCAGUGUUCCUUGGUCCAAGGUCAAAGCCAACGAGGUCAUUCUGGCUUGGGAGAUGAAUGGCGAGCCGUUGCCCAAGAUUCACGGGUAUCCGCUUCGAGUUGUGGUCCUUGGGUACAUUGGCGCUCGCAGCGUCAAGUGGCUCUACCGCAUCAAGGCCAUUGAGAACCCCUCGCGCGCACCUGUUCAGACGAGAGAAUAUCUGUACUUCAACCAGCAGGUCGGCAAGUACAACCAGCGCCCGACCGAUGGCAUUCAAAUCCAAGAGAUGCCAGUCAGUUCAGCGAUCAUGUCUCCCUGGACCAAGCAAGCCAUCGUCCACGUGGGCAAAAUUCGCUGCAAGGGAUGGGCAUAUUCCGGUGGUGGUCGCUGGCCCGAGCGUGUCGAGCUGUCGGCCGAUGGAGGCUUCACGUGGUAUUCAGUGCCGCCCGAAAACCUAUCGAAGAAGGGCAAGUGGACCUGGCGAACAUGGGAGUACGAUCUACCCUGUGAUGUGGAAGGCUGGAUUGAGAUUGUCUGCCGAUGCUGGGACAACUCGCUCAACACACAGCCGCUCAAUGUUCGCGCAGCCUGGAACUGGGGUCUUCAUGUCACUUCUUCGGCUCACCGUAUCAAGGUGUACAGCAUCAACAAGAGCCGGGAAACCACCAAGAAGCGCUUGGACAAGUAUGAGCAGCUGGGUAUUCCUCUGGCACCUCUCACUCGCUAUGAGACCGUACCGGGUCAAACCCCGGAGGAGUAUGAACGGUACUGGAAGGAGCACGACCCCCGCGACGUGGAUGAAUGA
Penicillium cinerascens is the source of this 1698-nucleotide messenger RNA. RefSeq names its product sulfite oxidase. The record is from RefSeq and is a predicted model, not a curated record. The coding region runs from base 1 to 1698 and encodes 565 amino acids. Gene Ontology annotation, cellular component: mitochondrion. Gene Ontology annotation, molecular function: molybdenum ion binding; oxidoreductase activity. The transcript has 2 exons. NCBI's taxonomy places the organism in Eukaryota, Fungi, Ascomycota, Eurotiomycetes, Eurotiales, Aspergillaceae.